Messenger RNA from Sesamum indicum (sesame), 2114 nucleotides. Its product is annotated as Pentatricopeptide repeat (PPR-like) superfamily protein. Gene Ontology annotation, biological process: RNA modification. Lineage: Eukaryota; Viridiplantae; Streptophyta; Magnoliopsida; Lamiales; Pedaliaceae. The record is from RefSeq and is a predicted model, not a curated record. Gene Ontology annotation, molecular function: protein binding; RNA binding.
GUUCUCUUUAACGGUCAACUGUGAACACAACGCAACCAACAGUCUCGGGCGGCGAUGCUCGCCGGAGUUCACAUGUUGGCCCUCUUGCUAUGAAAUCCAAAAGAAUUCGUAGGUAUCCUUGUGUUGUCCAAAAUUUUAUUAAUCUCACCUCACGAGGUCAACUCCGAGAAGCAGUUGACACUUUGCCUCUCCUGUCUCGCAAAGGAUUUUCUUUAAACUCCAAACUAAUUGCUUUGCUCCUUCAACAAUGUGCCAAGGAAAAAUCCAUUAAGGAGGGGAAAUGGGUUCACCUUCAUUUGAAGCUCACGGGUGGAAAGCACCCCAACACGUUUUUAGCCAACCAUUUGAUUAAUAUGUAUGCGAAAUGUGGUGAUCAUGUCAAGGCACGCGAGGUGUUCGAUAAAAUGCGUGGUAGGAAUUUGUAUUCUUGGAACAUUAUGCUCUCAGGAUAUGCGAGUCUGGGGAUGGCGAAGGCGGCAAAAAGAUUAUUCGAUAGAAUGCCUGAAAGGGAUUUUGUGAGUUGGAACACGAUGGUGAUGGCGUGUGUGCAGAGUGGGUGGUUUGAUCAGGCUUUGAGAUUUUAUAUGGAGCUGAGGAGGUUACAUAUUGGGUUUAAUGAGUACAGUUUUGCUGGGGUUCUGACGGUUUGUGUUAAGUUGAGAGAGUUGUGGUUUGCCAAACAAUUGCAUUGUCAAGUUUUCCUUAUUGGGUAUUUGUCUAAUGUGGUUCUUUCGAGUUCCAUUCUGGAUGCAUAUGCAAAAUGUGGUGAAAUGGGGGAUGCUAGUAGGUUGUUUGAUGAGAUGAGAAAGAAGGAUGUUCUUGCUUGGACCACUUUGGUUUCGGCCUAUGCACAAUGGGGGGAUAUGAAAGCAGCUAGGCAAAUUUUUGACUCAAUGCCUGAGAAGAAUUCUGUUUCUUGGACUGCCUUGAUUGCAGGGUAUGCCCACAAUGGGAUGGGGCGUCAUGCCCUUAAGUUAUUUGCUGAGAUGGUCAUGCUUAAUGUAGAACCUGAUCAGCUUACACUUAGUAGUUGCUUGCUGGCUUGUGCUAGCUUAAUUUCCCUCAAGCAAGGCAGGCAACUUCAUUCACACAUGAUAACUGCUGGUAUUAGGCCCAACGUAGUAGUUGUGAGCUCUCUCAUUGACAUGUAUUCAAAGUGUGGAAGCUUAGAAGUGGCAAAAAGAGUAUUUGAUACAAUUGAAAACAAGCAGCAUGUCGCGUUGUGGAACACCAUAAUAUCUGCAUUAGGACAUCAGGGGUGUGGUAAACAAGCAAUAAAACUUUUUGCGGAUAUGGUGAGGUUAGGUGUGAAACCAGAUGGUGUCACCUUUCAUGCCCUUCUUAGUGCAUGUAGUCAUUCAGGGCUUGUGCAAGAAGGGCUUUGUUUGUUCGAGUCCAUAAUGCCAGAUUACAAUAUUAUUCCAGAUCAGGAGCAUUAUUCGUACUUGAUUGAUCUACUAGGCCGGUCAGGAUUGUUCGACGAGUUGACAAAUCAUCUGAAGAAGAUGCCAUGUAAACCUGAUGAUCAUGUUUGGAAUGCUUUACUUGGUGUUUGUAGAAUUUAUGGAAAUGUAGAAUUGGCUAGGCUAAUGGCAAGACAUCUUGUUGCACUGGAGCCUCAAUCCACUGCAGCAUACCUUCUGCUAUCAGGGAUGUAUGCUGCUCUUGGUAGGUGGGAAUCUGCAGAAGAAGUCAGACAGCUUAUGAACGCGAGACAUCUGGAGAAAGACCAAACCCUUAGUUGGUUAGAAAUUGAUAGAAAAUUGCACGUAGACACCAAAAUUAAUAAGUCAUGUCAUCCUGAAAAGGAAACAACACUGGUAUUUGAACUAUUACAUGAUGGCAGCUCAUUAUAUAAUGUUGAAAGGUAAAUAUUCUAAUCUGUUUGUCUUCACCCGUUUAAAGAAGACAGGUGGGAGAACCUUUCACGUUUUCUAGAACGACCAUUUUUUUUUGCGACCCCUCUCUAUAUCACAGAUAUCUUUCUGUUUUUGUUAUCUUAGUAACUUUGUGAAAAUUUUGGAUGGAGGGACUCUCUGAACUUCUGUUCUAUUUUAUUAGCUCCACUAAACUUUCUAAAGUGGCAUAAAAUAUUAGUCGGUCAUUCACUGUUA